Messenger RNA from Eubalaena glacialis (North Atlantic right whale), 3817 nucleotides. RefSeq names its product RWD domain containing 1 (gene RWDD1). Lineage: Eukaryota; Metazoa; Chordata; Mammalia; Artiodactyla; Balaenidae. The transcript has 7 exons. The coding region runs from base 212 to 943 and encodes 243 amino acids. Gene Ontology annotation, biological process: cytoplasmic translation. The record is from RefSeq and is a predicted model, not a curated record. Gene Ontology annotation, molecular function: protein binding.
CGAGUCGAACGCGGAACUAGGGAGCAGGCGGAGGCAGGCGCUGGGCUGUGGCUCAGCAGGCCUAGCCUGGCUUUGGGCCUCCGGCCUCUCAGCCGGGGACUCUGCGCCUGCGCCCGCCAGGCAGCUGCCUGCUCUCCCAGCGCGACGCGGUCCCGGCUGCCGCGCGCCGCCUGGGUGUCUGGGCGAUCCAUGGGCUGCAGCGAGGGCCGCGAUGACAGAUUACGGCGAGGAGCAGCGCAACGAGCUGGAGGCUCUGGAGUCCAUCUACCCUGACUCCUUCACAGUAUUAUCAGAAAAUCCACCCAGCUUCACCAUUACUGUGACAUCUGAGGCUGGAGAAAAUGAUGAAACUGUCCAGACUACCCUCAAGUUUACAUACAGUGAAAAAUACCCAGAUGAAGCUCCCCUUUAUGAAAUAUUCUCUCAGUUAAAUCUAGAUGAUAAUGAUGUCUCAGACAUUUUAAAAUUAUUAGCAUUACAGGCAGAAGAAAACCUUGGUAUGGUGAUGAUCUUUACUUUAGUGACAGCCGUGCAAGAAAAAUUAAAUGAAAUAGUAGAUCAAAUAAAAACUAGACGAGAAGAAGAAAAAAAACAAAAAGAAAAAGAAGCAGAAGAAGCUGAAAAGCAAUUAUUCCAUGGCACUCCUGUUACAAUCGAGAAUUUCUUAAGUUGGAAGGCCAAGUUUGAUGCAGAACUCUUGGAAAUUAAAAAGAAACGAAUGAAAGAAGAAGAACAAGCAGGAAAAAAUAAAUUAAGUGGGAGACAGCUAUUUGAAACAGAUCAUAAUCUCGACACAUCUGAUAUUCAGUUCUUGGAAGAUGCUGGAAACAACGUGGAGGUAGAUGAGUCUUUGUUCCAGGAAAUGGAUGACUUGGAGCUGGAGGAUGAUGAGGAUGAUCCAGACUACAAUCCUGCUGACCGGGAGAGUGACUUGACCGACUAAUGGACUAUCCCGUCUUCAGAGAGGCUUGACUGCCAUAGCAUCUGUGGCUAUGCUAAGAGGGUGUUGAUUUUCCUUUCUUUUUUCUAAGAAAAAAUAAUUUUCAGGAGAAUAUUCUUCUGAUGGCUUUCAUCAUUGAACUUAAUAAACUGAUCUUAAAAUUUCAGAUAUAAAAUGUUCAAUUCCUCUUAUUGGUGGGAAGAAGGCCACAUGUUUAAAAUCAUUUAGUGUUGGAGAGAAAUUCUGCCUAAAACACCAAGACUGGAAGGUCAGCUGUUGCUGUACCCAGGUGUGGGUUUAUAUGCAAGGAAUUGGAAUAACUUGGAAUUUCUAUGCUAGAGACUGGUGGCUUUUGAAUUCUAAGGGUUGUCAUUCAUAUAAAAUAUUAGAAGACUGAGGCGAACAGAGCAUUAAACCUUCUGAAUUCUAGCCUUCGGGCAUAGUAAAUUUAAGUCUUAACAAAACCAGAAGCCCAUUUUAUAGUCAGGAGUAAAAUGGACUUUAGUCCUAUAGUGGUAUCUGAAUCAGAAUCAUCUUUGGAAUUAUUAAAAAGUGUGCACUCCUAGUCCCUUCUCAGUGGAGGUUAAUAAACACUGAGCCUCAGUCUGAGUUUUAAAACAGUGAAAUCUCAUACCUGUGACACAGGUGACUGUGAUGCACACUCCUGAUGAAGAACUACUGUCCUACAGUUGUCAAGUCUAUAAAUUGUGAUUUUCCCCACUUUUCUAAUUAACCAGUCUGAAGUGGUUUGAAUUCUUGGGAUUGUACACUGUCUGCAAGAGUACCACACAUCCACAUUCAUGCACACAUUAGACCUUUGUGAUAAUUUGGAAUGAUCGACUUGGGGGCUCCAGGUAGGAGAGCCAGGCUUCAUGCAAGUUAUCCAGCCAUUGCAGUUCUGGAGGAUUGAAUCUUAACCGCAAUAGGAAAUCACUUGUGCUAUUGCAAAUAGCUUCCUCCAUUCAGAAAUACUAUAUACCCACAAACACAGCAAUAUCAAUCCAUGUUUAUUUUUGAAGUCAGACCUUAUGAUUAAAGUUAAGACAAAACUAUCAUUGAGGAAUUUAAUGCUUUUCACCCACCUUGAUCCUGACCAAUAAAGAGGAAUAGCAGUAAUGUUCAGUAUUUCUAUGCAGAGAGAAGUCCAAAAGUUUGUUACGUGAGAUUUUGCUUUUCCUGAGGAGGAGAGGUCCUUUCUGCAGCUGAUCAGCAAUUGCAUAAGAACCUGAAAGAGUGGUUCAGUUGAGAAAAGCAGUCGUGAGCAGUGUAGUAUGAGGUCAAUGGAGACUUGACCUUGGAGUAUCAAGAAUGAUUACACUUGCCUCUCACAUAAUUUUUUAAAGUCUAAGUUUUAUACAUUUUCUACAGAUAUUGAAUAACCACCCUUGUCAUUUCAGAAUGUAGGCAGAACCUAAUGAAAUGGAAAUGAAGACAACCUGAUUAGUUCUAAUGAUAAUCCCAAAUAUUUUCAUCCAGAGUAAAAAUUAACUUUACUGUUGGCUUUGUAUUCUGGGAAUUAACCAAAGACUCUGCUUCUCAAACUGGAGCACACAUAAUUCCUGGAUGUGUAACAGCAUGACUGGUGGUAUUUGAAGCAAUAAUUGGCCCACCUUGAAUUAUCAGUUUUGCUCUUGGAUUUGGGAAGAUUUUUGUUUUGGUUUUUCUACUUGUGUUAACUUGUAUACAAUAUUAUUAAGUUAAAAACAUACACAAAUAUUUGUAUUCAUUGCUGUAUCCCUGGAACAAUGGCACUGAGUAGGCACCUAAUUGUUGGACUAGUAUGCAAGAUGCUUAUGCAUUUUAAAGAUAAAAUAUAAGAGUUCAAAGAAAUGUUCUAUUUGCCGUCUGCAGCUUUGAGUAAUGCUUCUAGGUUCUGCUUUAUUUCACAUUCUUCUGGCAGCAAGCAUGCCUUAGGGAAAAAAAAGUGGAUAAAUACUAAUCUAAGGUAACACAUCUAAAAGGUUACCCUUCUGGCAGCAAGGAUGACUUAGGAAAAAAAGUGAAUAAAUACUAAUCUAAGGUAACACAUCUAAAAGGUUACAUGAACAUUUCCUAGUUGAGGUAAAACCAAGAGAGAUAUCAGUAACAUCUCUUAUCAGUGAAAAGGAUGAGAUCAUUGAUUGUACUGUCACAGACUCCCAAGAUAUAUGUGCCAAGAAGUAAAGAGAUGCAUUCUUGGAUUCCAGAAGAAAGGAAAUUGUGGGUUUUCAAUAUUUAUGUGCUAGCUGGUUGUUAGGUGUUAUGAAGGUGCAAACAGAUAGUAAGUAAACUACUGCGAGUAGCUCCCAGUGUUGGUCUUUCAGAGAACAUACAUGACAGGCAGCAGUCGUAGGGAUUGUAUGAUGAUGGGUCAGAAUGAGUCACACAGUUCAAGAACUGUAGGGGGUAAUGUUAGACCAUUGAGGUCUGAAGUGACAGGGAAAGUUUUCCACAGAUGACACACAGAGUGUGAAUUCAUAUAGAUAGGUAAAUGUGAAUGACACUAGUUUGUUUGCUGCCUUAGGACCUGUGUCUGAGUAACAGAGAUGACAGAAUGUUGCCAAAAGGUGUACUGUGAAGUCUAUAGGUUUCUUUUUCAUGUCACCUUUCUUGGGCAAACUCAUCAAAGGACUUGAAAGAAGGGGGGUGAGUUGGAUUCCAAAUGUACUAAAUCCCCUCCAUUAAUAAAAGAUGGGGAAAUGCUGGGGAAGUCUCAAGAAUAUUGUAAAGGGUUAUCGAAUCAAAAAUUUCACAGUGCUGUGCAAAGCCAUAAUGGCACCUGAGCUAAAAGGAAAAAUCAAUAAUUAUUUAAAAUUUGGAUAAUUCAUUUAUCAUGGAUUUUUACAUUGAUUUUUAUUUUUUAAAUGCUGCAUUAAAGUAUUAUUUAUCUUUGUUGAA